Molecule: messenger RNA, 957 nt
Organism: Biomphalaria glabrata
Lineage: Eukaryota; Metazoa; Mollusca; Gastropoda; Planorbidae
Product: cobalamin binding intrinsic factor-like
Exons: 5
Coding region: 168-680 (170 amino acids)
Source: RefSeq, a predicted model, not a curated record
GGAACACUUUCUCCCGGAUAUGGAUCUACAUUUGUGUUGGCAGAGUGAGAAUUCAGACCAAGUUUUUUUUCCCUCAGCAAAUAGCAUAUCUUAAUGUAAGACGACGCUUCGUAGCAUUUAAAGCAUUCAGCGUCCAGUACAGAAAAAAAAAAACAAAUUGUUUAGAGAUGGUGUCGGAAAAAUCUAGAGUUGUCUUCUCAAUGGACAAGGUCUGUCUGCUGGUGAUUGUUUCUUGUGCUUUGUUAAAUGGAGCAAUCAGCAGUCCAAGCCCUCCUUUGGGCAAAAAGCCGAGUCAGUGCUCAAAAGAACUUCCAGAUUCUUGCGCCCUGUGCGGCAGAUAUAUCAAUGUUGUGUUGAAAGCCAAAAAUGUUCUCAAUGGCUCGAACUUCAACAUUGAGGCCAAACUAUCCGGAGUAAGGAAACAGCCUCUCUUGUAUUUUCUGGAACAGGCUGGAACCAUCUCUCCAGGCUUCAAUAAAUUCAAGUCGACUUACUAUAAGGGACUUGGCUAUUUCAUCGAUAGCAUCAAUGGUGUGGAAGGUUCUGUGGCUUCAAAGACAUUUUGGCACAUUCUUAGUGGCAAUAAGGCCCUCGAAUGCGGUGUAUCCAGCUACGUACCUGAAGAUGGUGAAACAAUACUGUUCAAUUUUACCACUUACAAAGCCGCUGGCUACGAAUAGCUGACAUGCAAGCCGGCCAGACAAGAUUUGAAAAUUCUUUUAUUUCUUCUACACAUUUUCCAAAUUACUCAUUAGCUUUAAAUUUGUUUUUAUAUUUUGAUAUAAAUACUGGUAUUUGAGAAUUAUAUAUUCCUGCUAUAAUUUUGUACUGUUCUUUAAGAUUUUUUUAAAAUUCUGAAAUGGUAUAAAUUUAAUUAGUUAUAUUUAUAUAGGCCUAUAUUUAUAUUUAUACAUAUAUUUGACAAACAAAAUUAAAAAAAUACUUUAAAAAAAGAAA